AUGCUAUAUAACACUGACUCAGUCACUGCACUUGACUAUGAGCGGAGCUCCAGCGGGACCGGCCGGCACAGGAAAGACCGAAACCACUAAAGACCUGGGCAGAGCUCUGGGGGUCAUGGUGUAUGUCUUCAACUGCUCGGAGCAGAUGGACUAUAAGUCCAUAGGGAACAUCUUUAAAGGUCUGGCACAAACUGGAGCGUGGGGCUGCUUUGAUGAGUUUAACCGAAUCGCUGUGGAGGUUCUGUCAGUCGUGGCAGUACAGGUGAAGACCAUACAGGACGCCAUUCGCAACAAGAGGAAGAGGUUUCUGUUCCUAGAGGAAGAGAUUAGUUUGAAGCCCUCUGUUGGGAUCUUCAUCACAAUGAACCCUGGAUAUGCUGGACGAACUGAGCUACCAGAGAACCUCAAAGCUCUUUUCAG
Puntigrus tetrazona (Sumatra barb) is the source of this 420-nucleotide messenger RNA. RefSeq names its product dynein axonemal heavy chain 11-like. Gene Ontology annotation, molecular function: ATP binding; dynein light intermediate chain binding; minus-end-directed microtubule motor activity. The record is from RefSeq and is a predicted model, not a curated record. Gene Ontology annotation, cellular component: dynein complex. The annotation marks the transcript as partial. NCBI's taxonomy places the organism in Eukaryota, Metazoa, Chordata, Actinopteri, Cypriniformes, Cyprinidae. The transcript has 3 exons. Gene Ontology annotation, biological process: microtubule-based movement.